Cucurbita pepo subsp. pepo (vegetable marrow) is the source of this 1722-nucleotide messenger RNA. Lineage: Eukaryota; Viridiplantae; Streptophyta; Magnoliopsida; Cucurbitales; Cucurbitaceae. The record is from RefSeq and is a predicted model, not a curated record.
CAUUACAAACAAAAAAAAUAGUUCAAACUUACUCUACAUAGACCCCUUGUUUAUGGGUUAUCACAGCUUACACCGGAGUCAUCAUAAUUAAUUCGUCGCUGUAAAUUCCAACUCUCACCACUUUCUGAACCACAACACAAUGCCGGAAAACGAAUACGACCCUCUUCUCCAAGUUACCGAUGCCGGCGACGGCGCAAACGCCUCCGACUCAUGGAAGAAAGUGUUCGAUAAAGAGGAGUUCAACAAACAGUUCUCCAUUUCAUUUCCCAUGAUUCUCACUAAUGUUUUCUACUACUUAAUCCCUUUGAUUUCCGUCAUGUUCGCCGGUCAUCUCGGCGACCUCGAACUUGCCGGAGCCACUCUCGCUAAUUCCUGGGCCACCGUCACCGGAUUCGCUUUCAUGACGGGUUUGAGUGGCGCAUUGGAGACACUCUGUGGCCAAGGAUUUGGGGCGAAACUGUACCGAUUUUUAGGGAUUCAUCUGCAAUCCUCGUGUAUAAUCUCUUUCUCCUUCUCGAUUUUCAUUUCCCUUCUCUGGUUCUACACAGAGCCGGUCUUGAUUUUGCUGCAGCAGGAUCCCGCCGUGUCGAAAACGGCUGCACGGUAUAUGAAAUUUCUGGUUCCUGGGCUGUUUGCUUAUGGGUUUUUGCAGAAUAGUGUGAGGUUUAUUCAGGCUCAAUCUGAUGUUAUGUUUUUGGCUGUGCUCUCUGGUAUUCCGUUGGUUCUUCAUGUUGGUGUUGCUUAUGGUUUUGUGAACUGGACGAGUUUGGGGCUGGAAGGAGCUGCUAUGGCAGCUUCUAUUUCAUUGUGGGUGGCUUUCUUGGUUGUGGCUGUUUAUGUGUUUAAGUCUGAGAAGUAUAAGCGUACAUGGGAAGGAUUCUCUGUUGAAGCUUUUAGUUACAUAGUAUUCAAUUUGAAACUUGCUUUGCCAUCUGCUGCAAUGGUUUGUUUGGAGUAUUGGGCAUUUGAGAUUCUUGUGUUCUUGGCUGGAUUGGCUCCAAACUCUGAAACAAAUACCUCUUUGAUUGCAAUUUGUGUAAACACAGAAGCCAUUGCCUACAUGAUCACAUAUGGACUCAGUGCAGCUGCAAGCACAAGGGUGUCAAAUGAGCUGGGGGCAGGCAACCCUGAUAGAGCAAGACAAGCCAUGUUUGUCACUCUUCUACUCUCAUUCCUUCUAGGCCUUUCAGUCGUUCUUCUUCUAGCAUUUGGCCACAACAUCUGGGCAGGAUUCUUCAGUAGUAGUCCUGUAAUUAUACAAGCCUUUGCCUCCAUGACACCCCUUCUCACCAUUUCCGUGCUCGCCGAUUCUGUCCAAGGCGUAUUAUCAGGGGUGGCUAGAGGAUGUGGUUGGCAACACAUGGUUGUGGUUGUAAACUUAGCUACAUUCUAUCUUGUUGGUAUCUCAACAGCAGUCUUUCUGGAAUUCAGAAUGAAGCUUUAUGCCACGGGGUUGUGGAUUGGUUUGAUCUGUGGCUUGUUAUGCCAAACUUUGACACUGUUGGUAUUAAUAGUUCGCUCAAAGUGGACAAGAAUUGAGCUGUCUGAUCAUGGAGGUAAGCAAAAUCCAGCUUUGAUUUGAUUCUUAGUUGAGAUUUUUAGCUGCAAUAACUAUGAUGAGAAUAAACUCAAUUUUGAAUCCUAGAAAUGUAUGAGCUGGAUUUUGAUUAAUUAGUGGUAUUUUGGAUUAUAAAGUUCUUAUUUUAGGUUUAUUUAAUGUAA